CGCCACUGAUCAAGUAUGUUUUGUAGAGGAAACUAGUAAAAUAAUCGAAAGUCGAAGUCGACUGUUGUGUUUCUCGUUGCCCUUCGCCUUCACCUUGCAAGUAGUAGGGGUGAUUGAGCCCAUGAUAACAAAGUCGGAUCAGCUGCUUUAGCACGAAAAAUACGAAAAACCAUCAUGCUCAACUUUGCGAUCGCCGAGCACUUCCGCAUCCGAAAGGACGAGAACAUCGUCGGAACGGAAAUAGGUUGUCUUCCGAACGCCAAACAGCAAAACUUGCAGCUCGGCCCGCCGUUCUUCUACGAGGUGACGGAAAGGAAUAGUGCGGGCAGGGCAAAGAGCUCUGCAUCUGCUGACCGGACUACGGGGAGAACCGCCGAUGCAGAGCGAGAUGCCGACCCGGAGCCGGAGGAUCUUGAUGAUAAAAGCAACAAGCGAAGGAAAGUCACCUCACCCGAGCGAGGACCGACGCAGGCAGCAGCAGUGAGCUCGUCUUCAUCGUCAAGUAGCUUCUCACGGCCCCAGCCUGUUCUUGGGAGAAGCGAGCCACAUGAUGUUUUGAGUGUAGGCACAGGCACGACCCCUGCUGAACAAGUCAAAACAUCCAUCGUGCGGCUGCAAGCGCACCAUCCGAGGUAUCUUUCGACAGACGAUGAGGAGCAGCACACACGACACGCGGAGAAACCAAACAGAUGGUCGGAAGAUCAUGUUCUUGGCUCGUCACCGAGGGAAACAGACACGACAACGCCACUGCGCACCGCCGUACUGCACGACUUACUCCAAAACACAAAUUUCUUCGUAAAGUCCGCAAUCACGUCUCACGGCGUGGAUUUCGUCGUCUACGCCACGGACCCGAUCAACGCGCACGGGUAUUUUUUGGUGAAAUGUCUGGAAAAGGAGCAGUUGGAGGAGUUGAAGCCUUUGGAUUUGAUCUCCUACGGCCGGAUCGCGCAGCACGUGAAGAAAAAGAUUUAUUUGGCGUUUUUCGAAGAAGCACAAGCAGAUUAUCAGGAUGGCGAGACAGCUGCGACAGCAGAUAUUCCAGGUAGAAGUGAAGCGAACGCGAAGGAAGGACCAGAAAGGAAGAAAGUACGCUAUCGAAUGCUAGAAACUGCAGGGGAGUACAUAUAGUAACGGAUCUAUGUUGAUGACCACGCAGCUCCCGCCAAUGUAUAAUGGACAGGACGCCAGCAUUACUCUAGUAGCGACACACGACAAUUACAUUUAAGUACAGUAACGCGCUCACAGUCUAUGCCUCAAACUUGCUGCGAAGGUAUACGUAACGAAGAAUGUGGGCCUCAUGAGAAACCACAUGUUGUGGUUCUUAGAUCAACAUCGUCUUCAGUUCCCCAAUAC
Messenger RNA from Amoebophrya sp. A120, 1353 nucleotides. Lineage: Eukaryota; Dinophyceae; Syndiniales; Amoebophryaceae. The record is from the annotation of a GenBank genome assembly.